Aspergillus fischeri NRRL 181 is the source of this 297-nucleotide messenger RNA. Its product is annotated as Ankyrin repeat protein. Gene Ontology annotation, molecular function: protein binding; transcription cis-regulatory region binding. The record is from RefSeq and is a predicted model, not a curated record. The coding region runs from base 1 to 297 and encodes 98 amino acids. The transcript is spliced from 2 exons. Gene Ontology annotation, biological process: positive regulation of transcription by RNA polymerase II. Lineage: Eukaryota; Fungi; Ascomycota; Eurotiomycetes; Eurotiales; Aspergillaceae. Gene Ontology annotation, cellular component: nucleus.
AUGGAGAGACUGUUGGCAGCAAAAGCCGAUGUCAAUGCUCCCACUGGUGGUGAAGGAACAGCACUCCAAGCAGCCGCAGCAAAAGCUGAUGUCAACGCGUCUCCCGCUGGUGGUGAUGGACGAACAGCACUCGAAGCAGCCGCAGCAAAAGGUCAUGUUCAGGUCGUGGGACUGUUGGCAGCAAAAGCCGAUGUCAAUGCUCCCACUGGUGGUGGUGGACAAACAGCACUCCAAGUAGCCGCAGGACAAGGUCAUAUUCAGGUAGUGGAGAGACUGAGACAGGCUGGGGCACAGUGA